GUGUUUGUCCCGAGACAGUGGGUGUACAGAUAGGGGUCUUGUUCCGAUAUAUAACAUGUCUCCCACAGACAGUCUGUGAACCGGAGACACAAGAGCCCGUGUUUUGUCUGUCAGUGAAAGGUAUUGGAUCCUGUCGUGGCGGCGCGCGGCCAUGUGAGAUACCUUGAUAGCGCGAGGCGGCCGGGAGUAAUAUUCGACAUCUUUAAUAUUUCUCUAAGGACAUCAAUGUGAAGGAGAGCUUACGUCACGAGUGUGACACGACAUAAUGAAGAAACGGGUUCUUACGAGAUUUGACGAGAAACAGAUAGAGUUGGACCGCAUUAAAAAUGACUUCCGUCGUCACCUCGGCCGGUUGAACAGUCUCCGACUUCACUACAGGAACUGGUUUGACAGACAAUUCCAGUCUUUUGUGGACAGUAUUAAAAUUGUGCAGUUGACAUUCCCAUGCUUAGUGCCACGAGAGAUUGUGUAUAUGUCGCACUUUCUACAGAUAUUUGAGUUUGUAAAAAAACUGCCUCAAAAUGGCAGAACGUUUGGUCGCAACUUAGACAAGAUGACACAGUUUCAUGACUUCUGGACUACCUUCUGUGAACUGAAGAAAGAAGGGGACGCUCUCAACGCUUCAAUGUGUGCUUUCUGUGAUAGUAUUACACGUUUACGUGAACCCCAUCUGAGGCUGGACAUUGAUAACAUGCAAGCUCGCCUCGACCAAGCCAGCAAUCAAGAUUACAAUUUCACUAAACUACACAACGAGAGGGAUAAUUUAUUUGUUUAUCGGAUAGCUGGCCAUGACGACAAACUCCAACCUCUGGUUGGCUACCUACCUUAUCUACUAAAGAUCGCUACUGGCAUAUGUUACUGGUCUACUAGACUGUACAUAGAGAAGGAGUAGGUACAGCUAACUUGAAAGAGGAACAAAUCUCAGCCAGUGGCCUGUUUCUAGUUGCUCCUGGUUAAUGCAAGAUGUGAUAAUGAGGCACUGUCUCUGUGUAUCAAGGUCGCGCAUAUAGAUGACUGUUUACAAGCAAAGUGGCCUUGAAACACUUUAAUCAAAUGUGCCGUGAUUAGUCAAUUCCUCAAUAGCAGGGAUCCAUCAAAGUCGUGUAUUUAUCUAUUGACUUGUUUAAUAUACUAAUUUCAUGUAGAGUGUUAUAGGUGCAUUAUGCCUUGACACUCAGCCCAGUCGUGGCAUGUUAUGUACUCCACCCCUGGUCCUGGAAUCAGAUUAUUGCUAAAACGGCACUGCGUCAAGACGUUCACAGAAUGGAAAAGAGAUUGUCGACAAAGUCUUCUGGUCAGGUCAGUUUGUUACAGAUUUGAUGCGGUGCCAUUGUAGCUUCGUCCCCUGACACCAGUGACCACUGUGAUCUAUGUUCGGUCUGUUUGCCACAUAGUAUUCGGACCUUCUGUCCAGUGGUGUACAUGGGACUAAAAACUGUUUUGUGAUCAGGUGGAUAUUGGCUCAACAGGAAUUGUUAUGGUGAUGUUCUGACUCGUACUCCAUCUUCGUCACCCAUAUUCUAAACUACUUGACGCUCAUUUGCACACUUACGAAUUUUUUGGCACACUCAAACAACCAAGUUCAACUCCCGUCUUGUGUCACGACCACCUCGUACCUGCUGUGAUCUCGCUAAUAUAUUGAGUAAAGCGGAGUAAAACCCUACACACACACUCCUGUAAAGGACCACCAUCUGGUGUAGUGAAUACAGUAUCGGUCGGGACAACGGACAGCUGGCUGGCGGAUACCCGGCCUCGUCCUGCUGAAAAUAGAUAUGCUGCUUGUUGUUACCAUGCCUGCAGCCUUGAAGUCUGAAACAAGCACUGGCCCUCGGGAGUCACUGUAAUGUGUCUGCGUGUAUCCAUGAUACAACGCGGCCUGUCAUCUCAGUAAGUAACCUCUACAAAAAGGGGCAUUCGUCCAGGGCCCCGUUCCUCAAACCGACCGUAGGGCUACGACAGUCGUAAGUCUAUGUUAAAGUAUGGGAGUUACGAUCAUCUUAGCUCUACGAUCGCUUUGUGUAACGGGACCCGGGCUAGUAAAAGCAGCUACACAUACGUGCAUGCCCGUCGAUAUAUGACAGCGCUGAGCAUGUCAUGAAGAUCAUGGUCCGUGCUUACCAUGCAGAUAAACAUCUGAUUUGGGUGAGAACACACCAUUUACUUUGAAUCAAAUAUACUAUACUGAACACAAGCACAUUUCGUAUUAGAAGUUUGUUUGAACCGCCGCUUUGAACAGUAUUAAAGCUUGCAUCAGCUUGGUGUCGGGUGAACGAUUUGAAUGAAUCAUACAUAAAAUCUUUACCACGCCUAAACUUCAAAACGGAAAUGGUCCUGACAAAGAGCAUAAUGUAAAGGAAAUGGAUUGGAACACACUAGCGGAUCCAGUUGCGAUUAUGGGACACAACUCUGCAUGCACGAAUGAUUGUAGGAAUGAAUUUUAAGAAAGAUAUGUGUGCCGACGACGCCAUGUAAUGACACUUUAUAAAUUCAGAAUCUUAGAUGUGCUAUUAAAACUGAUACCUCUU
Messenger RNA from Haliotis rubra (blacklip abalone), 2525 nucleotides. RefSeq lists its product as uncharacterized. The record is from RefSeq and is a predicted model, not a curated record. The transcript is spliced from 2 exons. Bases 266 to 892 code for a protein of 208 amino acids. Lineage: Eukaryota; Metazoa; Mollusca; Gastropoda; Lepetellida; Haliotidae.